AUGAGAUUCGCAGCCGUCACACUCCUACUCGCAUCAACCGUGCUCGCAAGCCCAGCUCCAGUCGCACAGCCUGAAGCAGCAGCAGCACCUGCCCCCGUUGCCGAACCAGCAUCAACUGCGCCCAUCGUUCUCGACUCCGAGUCCUCAGUCGAGGCACUAAGUGCCCGCAUAGCAGCACUAGAAGCGCGCAUCGCAUCCCCAGACUUUGAAGCCAGUACCGCAGGCGUCAACCUCCCUCGCGACCCCAAAGGUGGAGGUGGUAAGGGCGGAGGUGGUAAGAGCGGAGGUGGCAAGGGAAAGUCGAAAUCCAAGUCCAAGGGCGGGAAGAUCGCGAAGGGAGGUUCUAAGAACGGAACUGAAUCCGCCGCAACGAUGGGAUUCGAGCCAAACCGUAUACUCCAGGCCGGUGCCCUGGGCCUCGGUGUUAUGGAGAUCGUCAGACUUUGGGGUUAG
This is a messenger RNA of Aaosphaeria arxii CBS 175.79, 453 nucleotides long. RefSeq lists its product as uncharacterized. The record is from RefSeq and is a predicted model, not a curated record. The transcript has a single exon. NCBI's taxonomy places the organism in Eukaryota, Fungi, Ascomycota, Dothideomycetes, Pleosporales. Bases 1 to 453 code for a protein of 150 amino acids.